AUGUCAGUUGCACGCACACCUACGAAAAACAGUUCCAAAUCUAUUUCUCCAACACACUAUGGAUCCGAUUCAGCUAUCUAUACCCUCGAGAGCCAUGAACAUAAUAUAGAUGUUAAUAUUAAAAAAAGAUCUAAACGCCGGUUAAAUAAUCCACCCAGCACCUCCGAUUUAACAUUAGCGGACCUAAUGGUAAGAUUGGAUGAAAUGAAUAAAUUGCAAGAUGCUAAGUUCGCUUCUUUGGAGUCAUCCAUGAACGCUUUAUCAAAGCAAAAUGACGAAAUCAAGGACACAGUUAUACAUUUGUCCGCUAAAUAUGAUGAUGUUUUAAAUAACUUAAAAAAACUUCAACAAGAAAAUGACUUUUUUAAAAACCGCAUUAAAACACUAGAAGGGAAGCUUGAACAAUUAGAAAAAAAUGCACGAACAACCACAGUUGAAAUAAGAAAUGUUCCGAUGUCUGAAUCCGAGGACAAGGAAAAUUUAAUUGAAUUUACAAAAAAGUUCGGCACAGUAAUAAACGUUCCGAUUCAGGAUUCGGAAAUUCGUGAUGUGUUCCGGAUGAAGCUGAAAAACAAACCAAACGGUCCUAUCAUUGUCGAUUUCACAUCAAGUGUUAAAAGAGAAAAGGUGAUUGUAUUGAGUAAGAGUACAAACCUCGAACUUGAAAGACAUGAGCUCGAACCGCCAUUCGAUUUAAUCAUUUGGUUUUGA
Parnassius apollo (apollo) is the source of this 711-nucleotide messenger RNA. The record is from the annotation of a GenBank genome assembly. Lineage: Eukaryota; Metazoa; Arthropoda; Insecta; Lepidoptera; Papilionidae.